Messenger RNA from Gasterosteus aculeatus aculeatus (three-spined stickleback), 2011 nucleotides. RefSeq names its product interferon gamma receptor 1 (gene ifngr1). Gene Ontology annotation, biological process: cytokine-mediated signaling pathway. Gene Ontology annotation, cellular component: plasma membrane. The record is from RefSeq and is a predicted model, not a curated record. Gene Ontology annotation, molecular function: cytokine receptor activity; protein binding. NCBI's taxonomy places the organism in Eukaryota, Metazoa, Chordata, Actinopteri, Perciformes, Gasterosteidae.
GGCGUCACUUCCGGGGACCUCAUCAAGGUGUGUUUCAGGUUGGGCAGGUGAAAAUUGGUUGCGCUCACACAACACACCCAGGCGGAUACGCGCGUGCGGAAGAGGGACACGCAGCCGGUCGGUUUCUCUCGCUCGGGACGGACGUUCGGAAGGGAACCGGGGGGCCCGCGUGCCGGUUACGGGUGUCCGCGGGUGAUGUGCCGGUGACGGAGGCUUCUAAUCGGUGAACAUGCCGCCCGGUGGUGCGUUCAGGGCCCUGCUGCUCCUGCUCUGCGGGGCGUCCGCUGCGGCGCCGCCAGGAGGCCUGAAUGUCACCUGCCACAACCAGCAGGUGACGGUCAGCUGGGAGGACAGGGGCCCGGGGACCAGCUACACCGUGCGCGUCGAAGGGUCGGCGGGGGAGCAAGAGAGCGAGACCACGGGUAACCGGUACGAUCUGACCCGCUUCGUCUGGGCCUCUGAGGACCGCUCCCUGGGCUUCCACUCCGUCACCGUGACGGCCCACGACGGAGGCAACCAGUCUGAGACGAUGGAGUCUGAGACGUUCACCUUUAACCAUUUAAAACCAGCUCAUAUAAAAUGUAAAUUAGAUUUCCCCCCCGUGGACCUGAAUGAGGCCAACUCUGAGUUCACGCUGAGUUUCCAGAACCCCCUCCUCUUAUACACAGAGCUGAAGCAAGUCCCCGGGUCGAGUUCGCCCACCUUUACGUUCAAUGGUAGCAACUUUUCGGGCGAGUGCCACGCCAAAGACAAGGAGUGCAAGCUGACGCUGCCGGGCGGGUUGCCCGCGGGCGAGCGCUGCGUGCAGAGCCUGGACGGGAAGCUGGCCUACGGUUCCCGCUUGAUUUCCUUCCGAAAGACGGGCCCCAUCUGUGCCCCCGUCUCUACUGAUUGGGGCGUGUUGCACAGCGUGGUGCUGUCUCUGAUGCUGCUGCUCUUCUUCAUCGUGACCUCUGUGGUGAUAGUCCUCAUCUGCAGAGUGAAAGCCUGGACCAUGAAGAACAACCCGGCAAAGACCCCGAUCUCACUGGUGCUGGACGCCCAUGAGGGGGACAUGAGGUACGCACUCGUUUCCCGCGAGGACCUCAGUCCCGUCACAGUGACGGAGAACCAAAUCUCCAGAACCCUCCCGGUUUGCUCCGAGGAGGACCUCCGGCUGGACGGGGGGGUCUCAGAGGACGACGGGGGGGUCUCAGAGGACGACGGGGGGGUCUCAGAGGACGACUCUGAGGAAACGGAGGCCGAGUCGAUUGACUUGCCGCACUACGACCGCAGGCAAAUGCUGGAGGUGGACAUGGGCGAUGGAGACCUUGCCAUUGGUUACAGCCACCGACGAGUUGUGACGGCCCCCGGGGACCACGAGAGAGCCGGGGCUCUCGGGGGACAUCGGAACGCAAACGGACACUUUGAUUUGAUUUUCAUGGAAAUGGCUUAGAGGCCGUAGAAGUGUUGCUGGUUCUGUGUGCAGCUGCAAGUCAGAAAGGAGGUUUUUUUUAAACAGUUCAACCAAAGAAGACCUUUUCUCACCUGCCAGUGUCCAGAUUACAUGAGGGUGAACGUUUUACACAAUUCACAGGGACUAUUUCUUCAGUGGAAAGUAGUUCUAAUGGGAAGUAUUCAUGCAGACGUCCACAGCAAACAGUUUUUAUUUAUUUAUGGAGGGUGAAACUUUAAAAUCUGAUAAUUUUAGUCUCAACAAACCGCAGCCGAUUGAAAUAAAAGUGCCAAUUGAAGUCAGAAGAAGGGAUUUGGCUUCACACGUUGUUAAAGUUGAUUCACUGUGAACUUUGAAGGAGCCAUAAAUACAUUUUAAGCCUCGUGACCGACACACCUCAGUCCGCUGUUGCCGGGCAACCUGCUGAACUGGAUCCACUGGUUUGCGUUUGUUCGUAUGUCGGGAAAUUUGACUGUUGUUUUGUUUUUUUGUAAAUAUGGAUCUUUACAAUCUUUUUGAGGGUUGAACAGGGGUGUGUUUGUUCAGAUUUUUUUCAAUAAAAGACACAAAACAAUA